Fragaria vesca subsp. vesca is the source of this 1635-nucleotide messenger RNA. RefSeq lists its product as uncharacterized. Gene Ontology annotation, biological process: regulation of DNA-templated transcription. The record is from RefSeq and is a predicted model, not a curated record. Lineage: Eukaryota; Viridiplantae; Streptophyta; Magnoliopsida; Rosales; Rosaceae. The transcript is spliced from 6 exons. The coding region runs from base 139 to 1398 and encodes 419 amino acids. Gene Ontology annotation, molecular function: DNA-binding transcription factor activity; DNA binding.
GUUUUUCACCUCUCAGUUGAUUGAAUCCCACACACACAAACCCAGAGCACAAACGUAAACAGAGGCGUAGAGAUAUAUCGCAAUAUCGUAAAACAAAGGAUCUAAAUCUGUAUCUAUCUCUGUGUUUUGGAAAAAACAAUGGGUUCGGUUCCUCCUGAACUGAGCUUGGAUUUCAGACCCAGUUUUGUUCCGAAAACGAUCACUGAUUUCCUCAAGGAGGUUUCUUUGAUCGGAAAUGUGACGGAGAGGCUGUCAAAGCUUGACAAUUUCGUCAAGCGUUUGGAGGAGGAGAUGAGGAAGAUCGACGCCUUCAAGCGCGAGCUUCCUCUCUGCAUGUUCCUCUUGAAUGAUGCGAUUCAAGCUCUGAAGGAAGAUGCAAUGCAAUGUGCUAAGCCAAAUGUUCAACCAGUGUUGGAAGAAUUCAUACCAUUGAAGAAAGAUUGUGAUAAAAAGACGGGAGAACCCAAUAACCAUAAGAAAGAAAAAGACUCUAGGGAUAAGAAGAAUUGGAUGAGCUCUGUUCAGCUUUGGAACACCGAUAAUUAUCAUCAUCCAACUAGUGAUUUCCCUUGUGAUCGAAAACAAGGUUCUGACAUUGAUUCUAAGAGAAAUGAAGCCAGAAAUGGGGUUGCAAAUGAGGAUCCAUUUCAGACAUGUAGAGAUAGGAAUGGUGGAAGAGCGUUUGUGCCAUUCAAGGCAUACCCUGCGUUUUCUGUCCCAGCUGUGAAGGAAGAUAAGGAGGAUUUGGCAGUUCAUGGGUUGUCUCUGCUCACCCCUGGAAUCAAGAAUCCAAAGGAAGAAUCAGCUUCUAGUGGUUCAAGAUCCACUUGUGGAAGGGCAGUCUCCUUCUCUGCUGCCAAUGUUCAAUCCAAUAUGAGGAUUUCGCCGCAGCAGCCAACUUCCCGGAAACAGAGAAGGUGCUGGUCGCCAGAGUUGCAUCGGAGGUUUGUCAAUGCUUUGCAGCAACUUGGAGGUUCACAAGUUGCCACUCCGAAACAAAUUAGAGAACUUAUGCAGGUCGAUGGCCUGACGAAUGAUGAAGUGAAGAGUCACUUGCAGAAAUAUCGACUUCAUACAAGAAGAGUUCCAGCUGCCAAGUCUGCCCCUGCCAAUCAAUCUGUUGUUGUUUUGGGGGAUUUGUGGACGUCCCCAGAUCAAUAUGAUCACUCCUCAAAGGCUAAUAGUUCUCAGUCUGGUUCACCCCAAGGCCCUCUCCAGUUAGCUGAAAAUGGUGGUGAUGAUGAAGAUAGUGAUGAGGAUGAUGCAAAAUCUGAAAGUUAUAGCUGGAAAGGUCAUGGAAGAAACAAUGCCAUUUCUCCUACAUCUCAAGGCAUAAUUUUCAUGGACUCUAUUUGUUUUGAGAUGAUAUCUGAAGUCUAUUGGAGGUCUCUUGGAUAAGCUUUUGAGCAUCAGGUGGAACAAGUCAAUCAUGCUUUGAGUAUUGAAGUCCAAGGAAAGAACAAAGGCAGAAUUUUCCCUGCAAGUUCAGAGUUUCCAUGGAAUUUCUUUAUUAUGGGUUUUGAAGUCCAAGGAAAGAACAAAGGCAAUUUUACCUGCAAGUUCAUAGUUUCCAUGGAGUUUCUUUGUUUUGGGAUAUCAAGCCCUUUGUAGCAUUUUAGGUUGAACAAUUCAAUC